UGUGAAUGUCGUGAAUGAUUAGUUCGACUUUGACAGGACAUACUAGGGGAGUCGAAGAGACAGCAACUUUUGAUUUAUUAUUUAUUCCUCAACCAAAAUGUCUUAUCAGGGCGGUUAUCCAGGCGGCUAUCCGGGACAGGGUGGAUAUCCAGGACAACAACCACAACAAGGCUAUCCGGGACAAGGUGGUGGAUAUCCGGGACAACAGCCACAGCCUGGCUAUGGUGCACCAGGAGGCUAUCAACAACCGUCCGCAGGCGGAUAUGCUCCACAACCAGCUGGAGGAUAUGCUCCACCAACAGCCGGAGGAUAUCCACCGACAAAUGUUCCUGGUGUAUCGUCGGACACGCAACGACUCUUCGGUAUGGUAGAUAGGGAUCGUUCUGGGAAAAUCAGUGCAGAUGAGUUAAAGACGGCCUUGGUCAAUGGAAAAGGAGAGAAUUUCUCGGAUGUAGCGUGCAAAUUGAUGAUUGGUAUGUUUAACCGAGACAAAAGUGGCACUGUGGACAUCCAUGAAUUCGAGAAAUUGUACGCCUACAUCAAUCAAUGGCUGUCUGUGUUCAAAACCUAUGAUCGUGAUGCGUCUGGUCACAUUGAUGAAACCGAAUUGGCGCAAGCUCUCGGCCAAAUGGGUUUCCGUUUUUCGCAGAAUUUCAUCAAAUUUCUGGUUGGCAAGAGUGAUCCGAAAUUGCACAAAGAAGUGUCUGUCGAUCAGUUCAUCGUGCUGUGCAUUCAAAUUCAACGAUUCACUGAAGCAUUCCGUGCGCGUGACCAGCAACAGAACGGCACCAUUACCAUUAAUUUCGAGGAUUUCCUGACUGUCGCUCUGGAUUGUUCGACGUAAAUGUUUCGGUUUUCUGUUUACGUUCCAUGUUCUUUGAAUUUUAACCUACUUUGAUGAGCUACGCCGCCGCCUAUAAAUUUAUGCGCCAGAUAAAUUGGCUGUUUGUUGAGUGGAAAUCUAAUGGUUUCGACUGGGAAAAGGUCUAUUUUUCUUAAAUAAAAUUUGUUUUUU
This is a messenger RNA of Bradysia coprophila, 1015 nucleotides long. It is a transcript of the gene Pef, whose product is annotated as penta-EF-hand domain containing protein peflin. The record is from RefSeq and is a predicted model, not a curated record. NCBI's taxonomy places the organism in Eukaryota, Metazoa, Arthropoda, Insecta, Diptera, Sciaridae. Gene Ontology annotation, molecular function: calcium ion binding.